AUUGCGCAUCGCAGUAAGACGCAGCAAUCGGUCGCGGAACAAACGUGCAGUGUUAACAACGUCAUUAGAAUAUUAAUUGUCGCAUUGUCGCAUAUUCAUUUUAGAUAAAACCUUCGCACCUGUUUGUGCGCUAGUCGUGGAGGCGCGCGCAACUUGCGCUUUCGAUUUUGAGCCGCACAUGCGCACCACACGUAAACUCUCUGUUUUGGACAAAGUUUGAGCACAUUUAAGUGCACGCCCGGCUUUAAGAAACCGCUUUCAGUCGGAAUCGUGUGUGUGUUCAUGUUCUCAUUCUCAUUCUCAACUCAGAGACAUUUUAAUUGAACGUUUUAACGUCUGCAUCAUGUGCGUAGUGGAUUAGAUAAUGGACAGCGAUCUUGUGCUGUCGGUCGUGUUGUUCGGCCUCUUCUUCUUCGGUUUGUUUUAUUGUUAUUACGGUGCGCAGGUGCGUAUUAAGCGCGAAGAAGUCGCACGUGGCGAUUCCGAACGCGCGCUUUUACACUACCAUCAACGGCGGCAGAUUUUUUUCGGUGGUCAGGAAAUCAACACAGUGAGUCGACACGCCGAAUUGCGCGGCCAGAUGAACGAACUGCCCCCGGAUUAUAGCAAAGUCGGCGGACUACCACCAGCCUACGAUCUAGUUGUCGCUGGAAACCCUCCAGCGUAUAGUGAAGCAAUACAACUGGAGAUAAACGCUUCAUUGGCUCAUUCACACCGUAGCACCACCCCUGCGACGGACGGCGCACACUCGACUGACUUAACUGGUGUGGUAGUGGUGCCACCUGCAGUUGCAUCGCAACAACAGUGAUCCGCUCAUCGCAUUCCACUGGUUUCUACUUUAGGCAAAAUAUCUGCGUCCAACUCGGAUAUUAGGCGUACUUAAUUAACACACACGUUUACGUUAUGACUUGAGACUGUUUUAUAUUUUAAAUUUAAGACUAUUGUUAACCUGACGCGUAGCUAGAAGAAGCCAAAAAGUUGCCACCGCCAAUAAUAAUCUAGUCGGAGAUAAUUAUAUGAAAAAUUAAUGUUUGACAGAUAUUUUGUCGAAGACAACGACCCAAUGUGAUUUUAUACCAAGUGACAUGUUACAUGUUGUUUUUAAAUGCGUUCCAACGAAUAAUCUCAUAAGUCUGAUUCGCUGGCGACGAGAAAAAAACUCUUAAAUUAAAUCACACCAGGAAAACACAAAUUGAUUGUACAAUAUUCCUCAAUCCGAACACGAUUCUCUCACGGCUGUGCAAUAACUGGAUAAUUUUAAAAUGCGUAUUCAGUAUUUUAAUAAUUUUAUAAGAAACACAAGUGCAAUUAAAUAAUAAAAAUCGUUAGAAAAUACCUACUUAGCAUUUGUUGAUCUACGAGAUAAUUAUGUGCAAACAAAAGCAGCGCGCUGACGUACAUCGCGAGAUUAUCUUGUUUUAUUGUUAGCCACUCCAAAAAAUAACGAAUUGUAAUUUUUUCAACUUUCAGCGGCUGGGUGAUAAGAACAGGUGCGCCAUGCGAGACGUGACAUUCUACGUUCAGCUAUGGGAUGAAACGGUUGCUCCUCGGUGUGUAAACAAGUACAUUUUUAAUAAUUAUUGAUUAGGAACGCGUUUCGACUUCAUAAUCAACUGGUUACGAUGUAAAUUAAUCACAGUUUUGCUGAGUUCUUCGGAGAAUAUCGCAAUAAAACACAUAAAAAUUACAAAUCCACCAUUUUUUCUGAUAAAUAAUUAAAUUCCUAGGCAGUAAUAAAAAAACUAUAACAUAAAUUGAUAAAAAACGCAUUAGAAAGUGCAAUGUCGUACUUAAUGAUUGAAUUGUUGAUUGUCGCGGCAGCGUUGAUCUUGUUUGUCGUCUCGUUUUGUGGAUUCCUACAAAAAUGGCGGCUCUACGUGCAAGAACUGGAAGAACAAAAUAAUCGCAGCAACGAGAAAUCCAAAGAUAACAAUGCUCCACCAUCGUAUAAUCACACAAUUGAAAUGGAUUUACCACCAAAGUAUGACGAUGCAGUUAAAAUGCCAGAAUGUCCGCCAUUAAGGAACGAUUUUGUUUUAAAUGUUCAGAACUUACAAGAAGUACAAGAAAAACGUGUAGAAAUUGUAUAAAAUGAAUAAACAUGAAUAAAUCCUGUUGUUAUUAGCAGAUAAGUACGGAA
Messenger RNA from Dalotia coriaria, 2140 nucleotides. RefSeq lists its product as uncharacterized. The record is from RefSeq and is a predicted model, not a curated record. The transcript is spliced from 6 exons. The coding region runs from base 365 to 808 and encodes 147 amino acids. Lineage: Eukaryota; Metazoa; Arthropoda; Insecta; Coleoptera; Staphylinidae.